Molecule: messenger RNA, 2116 nt
Organism: Saprolegnia diclina VS20
Lineage: Eukaryota; Oomycota; Saprolegniomycetes; Saprolegniales; Saprolegniaceae
Exons: 6
Coding region: 488-2020 (510 amino acids)
Source: RefSeq, a predicted model, not a curated record
GCAUCGAAUGCUCCCAUCAAGUGGACUGUCUGUCAACUUCAGGAUGGCGCGUCGGACCCACUCCAUGCAUUGGACGUUUGUAUGCUUCUCGGCGCGCACCAAGUAGUAAAGGGUGCGUGCGCAUCCCCACCCGUGUGGUUUCUUUGCAGAAGGAGUAGCUCGGUACAAAAUUCGCUGCAUCUCCGCCUGCAGCCAACGCCGCGCGAUGCACGCGUUCGAGUACUGUCAGGCACGCCGCCAUCUCGCCACGUCCGUGGUCUGAGUUGACCAGACGCGUACGAGUGUAGGAGGAUUCGUCGACCGCGUUGGUUUUGUUACGAGCCAUGCGCGUGGCGUACCGUACGACACAAGGAACCAGAGCCGGGUAUCCAUGUACCACGAACGGGGCAAUCCUUGAAGAAGCCGAGUGCCAAUCACGAGCGUGGUCUAAAUUUAGCGUCGCGCGCGCUUUUGAAUUCCUGAAGUACUACACCGCCUUGGCGCUUAAAUGAACCGCAAGAUCGGCUUUGACAACCGCGUCUGCUACGAGCGCGACGUGCUCAAGGCGCAAAAGCUGCACCAAGAGCGGCUACGCUCGAUGCAGUCGUCGACCUUCUCGCCGGCCGCCAACACGCUCGACAACUCGCCACCAAAGCACUAUGCCCAUUUGGACGCGCGGCUCAAAACGGCCCAGCUCAAGCAAGAGCGCUACCAGCAGAUCUUUGAGGAGAACCAGCACCUCGUGCGCAAAAUGACCCGCAUCGUGGCAACGCACCCGACCGAACGCGCCGUCGAGUUCCGACCAGGCAUGCGCUUGACGGCCGAGCAAACGCCGAUGCUCGACUCGUACCUUUCGCCGCACUCGCUGAGCCGCGGGUGCGCGAUCGAGAAAGGCAGCAUGAACAGCGGUUUCCGCCAGCGCGAGCACGAGAAGAUCGAGGCCGAGAACCGCAAGAUGCUGGCGCGGCUCACGAAUAAAAAGUCGGCGUACAGCGCCUUGCGCUGGGACCAAGAGUACAAGGAAUCACUCGUGCGCUUCAAGCAUGUGCACCACGACGCGACGGUCGGGUACUUGUCGCCCAAGCAGCGCGACCCGUCGCCGUACCACGUGCGCGACAAGAGCGCGCUUCCGGUGAUCACACCGCGCGACGAGGUCAUGUCGGCGCCGUCGCCCCACCGGCCGAGCCGCAACCCGUCGAAUGUGGCCUCGUCCCCGCGUGACGCGAUCAAGCGCGGGGUGCCAGCUCCGUCGGGGAGCCAGCGACCGCUCACAGUGGCCAAAUCACCGUCACGGCGCAAGCAAACGUACAACACCAAGAGCGUCCCCGUGCUCCUCCUCGAAGCCACGACGUCGCUCGGCGUUCACUUUACAAUCGAAGAAAUCCAGACGGCGCUGGUGACACCGACCGAGACGCACCUUGGCGACCAGGGGCUUUUGAUUCGCGCCAAGAAGGACGAGCGCAGCGGCGAGUGUCUCGUGACCUUACCUCGGCUCAAGGACGUCGCGCAGGCAUUGCCAGGCCACAGUGAUAUCGAAGAGAAACUGCGUCGCAUUCAAACAACCCCCAACGUUGGCAACUUCCCCCGCGUCUCGCAAGCGCUUGACGAAGAGACCAUCAAGGUGCUCUUGAUCAAGCUUGUGCAAAGCGUCCGCGUCUCUGUCGGGCAGGACGAGGGUAGCCUCAGGCUCUCACUCGAGGUCGUUGCGCCAAACGAGGUGACGCCGCUGGAGCAGCCGUUAAGCGAUGCCUUGAAGCCAAGGCGGGAUGUCCGCACUGUCUUAUCGCUGUUUGCGUCCCGCGAGUUCCCGUCGCGAUCGCUCUUCAAGCACAAGGGAGCCCGGUUCCUCUGCCGUGUGCACGUGUACGAGCUACGCCGGCUGCUCACGUUCCAUGCACUCGACGUCGCGAGUGGCGAGGCGGUCAGCUUUCAGUUCACGGACGUUGAGCUGGUCUUGCACUUCAGCAAAGACAUGCCUGUGACUGUACAAGACGCGAACCGCAGCCUCUUGAAGCUCGCGCGGAAGCGCAUCCAACUCUAAGACGAUGUAUGGUACUUUUCAAGCACGCGUGAGAGUAGGUCGAGUUCGCGGCCGUAAAACUCGCGCAGUUGGAGCUCAAUUUUGCCGAGACGGUCG